Molecule: messenger RNA, 1972 nt
Organism: Amaranthus tricolor (Joseph's coat)
Lineage: Eukaryota; Viridiplantae; Streptophyta; Magnoliopsida; Caryophyllales; Amaranthaceae
Product: RING-H2 finger protein ATL3
Exons: 1
Coding region: 459-1367 (302 amino acids)
Source: RefSeq, a predicted model, not a curated record
UCUAUAUAAUUAUUUUAUUUUUAUAAUUAAUCACUUUAAAAUUAUAAGUGAUCAAUUUAAUUGACUAAAUAUAUAAACCCGUCUCAUCAUACUCAUUUAAUAAUUUGUGAUUCUUCAAUAUUGAAGAUUUUGCCAAGAAGUUUCUAACAAAGUCUUCUUAUUUCCCCACUUCAAUUUUUCCUCAGUUGACAAAAAGUCUAAUUCGGAGUUCUAAACUCAUAUAAAUCCUUUUUAGUCUCCCAUUUUUUAAAAAUAUCUUCAUGGGUUGUGCUGCUUUUCUUACAAUUUUUUCUUUCUGGGUUUUGCUUUGGAUCUUCUGAAUUACAAGAAUUCCUUUCUGGGUUUUAUUCUUCUGUUAGAAAUCUCUUCUGGGUUAUUCUCUGUUUUAGUAAAAAUUAUUCUUUUUUCGUAAAAAUUCCAACUGAAACAAAGACAAGAUUCUCGUAAAAAGCGAAUAAAUGGGAGAAACGGCAAUAUCACCUCCAUCAGUAGACCCAACAGCUUCAAAAGUAGUCUCAAUUUCCACCCAAAUCAUGAUAGGAACCAUAAUUGUCCUGUUUUUUGUAGUAGCCUUUUGUUUAUUCCUCCAUUUAUAUGCAAAAUAUUAUUGGUCUAAUAUGAGUGAAGACCGAAGCAUACUCUCAUGGCGUCGCCAAUUAGCAAAUCAGCGCCCACGAACCUCGGUUCGGGGGCGCCAGCGUGGGCUAGACCCUGCAACACUUGGGUCCUUACCUAUUGUGGUAUAUAACCCAAAGGAUUUCAAAGAUGGGUUAGAAUGUGCAGUUUGUUUAAGUGAAGUAUUAGAAGGUGAAAAGACAAGGGUUUUACCAAAAUGUAAUCAUGGGUUUCAUGUAGAAUGUAUUGAUAUGUGGUUUAAGUCUCAUUCAACUUGCCCACUUUGUAGAGAUUCUGUGAUUUCUGAUGAUAAUACCGGCAAGAACGCUGUACACAUUGAAAAUACCGGUUAUUCUACAUCCGAAUCAGAUAAUUCGGAUGAUGAAAUUGAAAGUUCUAAUGAUUCUAUAAGGAGAACAAGGGAUAUAUUAGCAAUACAAUUUCCAACAAAUGUUUUGUAUUGGGGAAAUGAAACUCAAGUUAGCUCAUUUGGGCUAGGUUCAAAUACCGGUUCAGGGUCUGGGGCUGGUUCAGGGUCUGAUUCAUCGUCUUCUGAUGUUAAUACGUCGAAUGAUCAUGAGAUGGUUAUUGACAUACCGAAUGCUCAUGAGUUUUGUGAUGUUUGUUUGGAGGAGGCGAAAACACCGGUUUUGACAAGGUUGGUAUCAUUGAGGAAUUUGUUGAGUUUUGGAAGAAGAGUGGCUCCUGCACCUUCUCAAAAUGCACCGUCUAGCUCUAGUGAUGCUUCAUAGGGUAAGUCGAAGAAAAGAGAUGACUAGGUGCUGAAAAAGACAAUAUUUGCUUUAACUAAGAUAAAAUUCAUCUUUUAAAGUGUCCAUUACUUUUAAAUGUGUAUAUUUUUACCAAUUUUACAACAUUUAUUUAGUAAUUUGGGUGAUUGGAGGGUUUUACAUAAAGAUAAAAAACCCCAAACCCAUAUAGGUUUAUGAGUGAAAUUGAUUCUUUGAUUAUUAUUUUUAUGUUAAGGUAAUAUAUGUUGGUCUAAUCCGUAUAUGUAAUAUUGACAAAAAUAUGUUAAUUUGUUUACAACACUUACAAAUUUUAAUUGGCAAAUAAACAUGUAAAGUUGCAACUUGUAAAUAGUUUAGAAAGUUAGUUAGUCCAAUGAAUUCUUGGUGCUCAAACCAUGUUCGAGCAGUUUGUAUUAAGUUGAAAAACUAAAUUAACGUUGCUCGUUUGUAUUAAGAUGGAAAAUUGUCUUUUUUUUUCCUUUUAUUCUUAUGGUUAUACUAAUUAUUAUGUUCUACUUUUAUGAUAGAAAACUAUUGAUUUUUAAAUCGUGAUAUGAUUAUAUUUUCAUUCAUUUUAUUUAUUCAAAUAUUAAGGACGACCUAUC